CUGUGAAACCUAAAGAUGGCAGCAUGUUCUCCUUCAGUUUAAAUACGGAGAAUAAUCCACCUGGCGCUUUUCACAACAUGCAAGCGGAUUUGUCGAUUUCCAAAGUUAAUACAAUUGCAACAAGCACACCGGCAACAGCAGCACCAACACCAACAAUUUUUGGCAAGCUCACCACAACAGAACAGUCACCUUCACCAUUCAGUGUCGCCAAUACAAAUGUAACGGCAUUUGGUGGUACUUUAGGCUCCACCACACCAUCUACAUUAUCUUUACCGACCACUAGUAGUAUUGGUGGCGCAGGCGCAUCUGCGUUUUCGUUUACGAACUCGUCCCUCUUCAAACAGCUGCCCACUUUCCAAAGUCAAACUCUUGCAAGUACCGCUACAACUAUCACUACUACUACUACUACUACUGCGGCGACCGUUACGUCAACAUCAGCAACUAUAAGCGCGCUGACCGCAGCCAAACCAGCGCCAACGGAAGCAGCUGCUUUUACCAAAACAACUACAGCCGUUCCCACAGCUUCAUUAGCCCCUACUGCUGCAAUAACCGUUGCUGCCGCCACAACAAUCCUAACACCAACGCCGUCACCUACAAUAGUUGCACCCACCGCUGUCUCGGCGGCACCUGUUAGCGGCGCAACCAGUCCAUUCUUUUCAACGAUUGCAGCGGCUAAAGCGCCUGGCGAAUCGCUGUUUGGCAAUUUAGGGCAACCAACUCAAGCUGUCAGCCCCGUUAGCUCUAUGGCAAAAACUGACAAUGCUUCGCAACCGGCAACGACCACAAGCGUUUCGGCAUUUGGUGGCUUAUCAUUGGGUAGUCAAGCGCCAGCUGCCAGUGGUGGUAGUAUCUUUGGCAAUUCUGGUAGCGUAGGGUUUGGUGCUGCAACGGGUGGCAUAUUUGCUGCUGCCGCUGCUGCCAGCAUGCCAGCAAGCCCCGCAGCGCCUGGCGCCAAUACCUCUGCUGGUUCCAUAUUUGGUAACAGUGCCGUUAAGAGUCCUGACAGUACUGGUGGGUCGAUUUUUGGGAAUGCUGCAGCGAAACCGGCUGAAAAUACUGGUUCUAUAUUUGGUAAUGCGGCAGUUAAGAGCGCUGAUAAUGCAGGUGGCUCUAUAUUUGGUGGUACGCCUGCUAAAAAUCCUGACAAUGUCAAUGUUUUCGGUUCACCAACCUCAGCCAAUGCAGCCGUCAGUAGUAGUUCGAUUUUCGGUCAAUCGUCUGGUAGCAUUUUUGCUUCUGCUGCCGCCGCCAACAAGCCGGAUUCAACAUCCACAGCAUCUGGUUUCAGUUUUGUUGGUUCCGCUUUUGGCGCUGCACCGAAUAAUACCGCUGCGUCUGGCGGCUCUAUAUUUGGUGCCGCUGCAGCUGCUUCAGGUCCGCAGCAACAACAGCAAGCAAAUAUAUUUAGUUCACCCGCCAGCGGUUUUGGUGCCACAGCUAAUUCACCGUUCAGUUCAUUCUCACAAGGUGGCUCGUCAAUAGCAAGCACAGGUUUUGGUUCACCUUCACAGCAGCAACAAGCGGGUGCAUUUCCACGACCAGUUUUCGGUGGUGCGCCAACAUUCGGUAGUCCACCGGGUUUCGGUGCACAACCUAGUUUUGGUGGCGCACCGACUUUUGGUAGUCCCAAAGGUUUCGGCUCCUUUGCCACGCCCACAACCACCGCCUUCAGCGCGCCUACAACGCAGAGCAGCAAUAUUUUUGAUGCUUUGGGCUCGACAGAUACAGGCUUGUCCUUUGGCAAUCUAGCACAGACGACGAAUACUCCGCCAGAUGCUCCGAAGCCUAUAUUUGGCGGCUCCUCAUUCAUGAAUUAUCGGGCAUAAGCGUGCCACAAUGUCUAGGUGAAAGCGAGCCAGAUAACAGGUUACAAUUUCAAAUGAUUUUAUUUAAGUUUUUGAAAUUAUGCUAUGAAGAAAAAAUGGAUAUUAAACAAAAAUACAACAAUUAUAAUUUUAAACUACAAGAAAUUUCAAUAUCAAAUUAAUACGUUUUCGAAAUUAAUACAAAAGCUUCGAAUUUAUUAAUUGAGACAUAUUAACCAUACCUAAAUAGCUAAUA
Molecule: messenger RNA, 2061 nt
Organism: Bactrocera dorsalis (oriental fruit fly)
Lineage: Eukaryota; Metazoa; Arthropoda; Insecta; Diptera; Tephritidae
Product: nuclear pore complex protein Nup214-like
Exons: 2
Coding region: 24-1826 (600 amino acids)
Source: RefSeq, a predicted model, not a curated record